GAUGGAUACACGAUCAAAUACGUUCCUAGUGGAGGGGUUAGUCAAACCACUCGUGUAGAUGGAGAUGUGAAAACAACGACGUUGACUUCACUGGAGAAAUACACUUGGUAUACUGUAACGGUAUUAGUAAGGAAUAGUCKGUAUGAUGGCCCAGAGAGUACAGUUUCAAGAAAAAGAACAAUGGAAGAUGCUCCGUCGUGUUCUCCAACGCUUCUUACAGCCAAAGCUACCACCUCGACCAGUAUUGUURUCAMUUGGACACCUUUGUCGGCAAACACGAAAUGCUUGAAUGGUGUUCUGAGGAAGUAUAAAGUGUACUACAGAAAGACAAGUGGAGGGCCAUCCAAUUCGCCUAUUUCUGUUGUCAAAUGGUCUUCAUCCAAAGAAAUUUCAGGACUAGAUAAAUACACGAGAUACGAGUUUCAAGUUCUCGCUUGCACUGUUGGUGAUGGUCCGCGAAGUAAUGCUUUACAGGAAACAACUAAUCAGGAUGGUAAGCCGGUUCAAUACCAUUUCUCAUGUGUCUAUAUCUGUCUGUUUGCCUGUCUGUCAUUCUGUCUGUCUGUCUGCUCUUAUUCAACCGUUAUUUGA
Actinia tenebrosa (Australian red waratah sea anemone) is the source of this 591-nucleotide messenger RNA. Its product is annotated as neogenin-like. The record is from RefSeq and is a predicted model, not a curated record. Lineage: Eukaryota; Metazoa; Cnidaria; Anthozoa; Actiniaria; Actiniidae.